Messenger RNA from Stegastes partitus (bicolor damselfish), 2904 nucleotides. Its product is annotated as gamma-glutamyltransferase 5-like. The coding region runs from base 1 to 1518 and encodes 505 amino acids. The record is from RefSeq and is a predicted model, not a curated record. Gene Ontology annotation, molecular function: leukotriene-C(4) hydrolase activity; glutathione gamma-glutamate hydrolase. The transcript has 11 exons. Gene Ontology annotation, biological process: inflammatory response; leukotriene D4 biosynthetic process; glutathione catabolic process. Gene Ontology annotation, cellular component: plasma membrane. NCBI's taxonomy places the organism in Eukaryota, Metazoa, Chordata, Actinopteri, Pomacentridae.
AUGUUUUACAGGAACAUGCUCCAGCAAGGGGGGUCGGCAGUAGAUGGCGCCAUUGCAGCUCUUCUGUGCACAUCCCUGGUCAAUCCUCAGAGCAUGGGCAUCGGAGGAGGCUCCAUAGUAACCAUCAGGAAUAAAACAGGCAGCGUCAAAGUCUACAACUUCAGGGAGACGGUUCCACGUUCGUUCAAGCCCAACCUGUUAGGCGACUGCCCCUCUACGUUCAGGUUCUCCAAAGGCAGCCAGUGGAUCGGCGUUCCUGGAGAGCUGCGGGGCUACGAGGAACUUCACAAACAGUACGGGAAGCUGCCCUGGGCCAAGCUGUUCGAGCCAACUAUCCGACUGGCCAGGGAGGGCUUCCCUGUGCCAGCCUUUCUGGGAAGAGCCCUGUCCUUCGACAUGGUGAAAGCACACGUGGAAAAGUCAGCCCUCUGUGAAAUUUUUUGCAACAAGAACAAAACCGUUCUGAGCGCAGGAGACGUCCUGAAGUUUCCUCAACUUGCAGAAACCAUGGAAACCAUUGCAAAGCAAGGGGCACAAGCCUUCUACACUGGCAAGAUAGGACACGACUUAAUCCAAGACAUAAAAGCUGCAGGUGGGACGUUGACAAUGGAGGACCUGAAGUCCUUCCAGGUGAAGGUUAGCGAUGCCUGGGUGGUUCCUCUGGGAGACGCUCAGAUGUACAUCCCUCCGCCUCCCUCAGGGGGCCCGCUGCUCGCCUUCAUCCUCAGAAUCAUGAAAGAGUUCUCGUUGACUCCACAGUCUCUGGUUGGCGACAAGAAGAUUCAGACGUACCAUCAUUAUGUAGAGGCAGCUAAAUUUGCUAACGGACAAAAGAGGAACAUUCAUGACCCUGACUUUGAUAACAAGAAGAGCGCAGAUCACUUGAUUGAUCCGUCGUUCAUUAAUCAAAUCAAGAAGAUGAUUUCUUCAGACCGCACCCAUAACAUCUCCUACUACGACAACGUCAGGCCUUCUCAGGAUCACUUCGGGACGACUCACGUGUCCGUCCUGGAUGAAGACGGUCUGGUUGUUUCUGCCACCAGCACCAUCAACCAACUGUUUGGAGGAGCCGUUUACUCCUCAAGGACGGGCAUCAUCCUCAACAACGAGCUGGCUGACUUUUGCAAUAGGGCGACCACAGUGAGGGCAGGGGAACAGCCACCCUCCUCGAUGGCUCCGGUCAUACUCGAGACAAAGUCUGGAGGGGUCCUUGCGAUUGGUGGAUCGGGAGGAAGCAUGAUUACCGCAGGAGUGGCCUUGUCUAUUAUAAAUCGCCUGUGGCUCGGGAUGAACUUGAAAGACGCCAUCGCUGCUCCUAUAGUGUUCGUUGACUCCAAGAACAAUGUGUAUUUGGAAGAUCAUUUUGACAAGUGUGUGGUCGAUGGCCUCAAAGGUCUUGGACACGACGUUGGGAACUGGAAAUACUUUUUCAAUGUUGUCAACGCUGUGGAAAAGGAGAACAGCUGCAUUACGGCCGUAUCAGACAGCAGGAAGUUUGGGAUGUCAGCUGGAUACUGACCAUGAGGAGACGUAAGCUUUGCACUGAAAAUUUGCCCUCAAGACCCACUGAACCUUCAGCCUUAAAAACAGCGAAUGUGAUGAAGCUCUUACAACAGAACUGUGCAGCUGGUGCUCUGGAUCUUUCCAAAUGAAAACAGAGACGACUAAACUUAACAGGAUAAUUCCAUUUUUUUUCUAACUUGGGUUCCACUUUUUUAAAAAAGUUUUGGCCAUCAUUUCCAUAACAAGCUAACAGCACACUUACCAAAGCAGCUGCUGGGAUCGUAACAGCAGAAAGAAGUCAAAUUGGGCAAGAAACUUGAGUUCUAAUCCAAACAGAGUAAACCACUUUACUGGGAGAUGCUGUGCAAGGUGGACACGUCAAAACGAACAGCUGGUGGAGCCAAUUCUCCAGUCAAGUGCCAUAACAAAAGAAGACAGUGCAAUAAAGACUAUGAUUCGAUCUCCACCCUCGCAGAUAAGCGAUGAACCCUCACCGACUUCACUGUCACCUGGUGAACGAUUGCAAGAGAUUUCAAGGACUCGAAAUGUUGUAAACAACAACAAGACGGCGCGUUCAAGGCACUUAGAGAAAAAAAAACAUGUUUGAAAUUCAUCAUUGUGCCAUCAAAGGACAAACAACCACACACAGCUGUAGCUGAGAAUCACCAAUGUGUUUAGAAUCGCAUGUAAACUUCGUGGUUGCUCCGUCCACGCUUGUUUGAAUAACUUUUUUUAAUGCUUCCCCUUGUAGCCGCUGCUAAUUCUUCCAGGCAAAUUCGACAGAAAUUCAGACUUACACUGCGGCUCACAGAGAGAGCCCUCAUGCCCUUGACAUUUUCACAGCGGAUCAGCCGUAAGAACUCAUGCAUUUAGCGGGAACGAGCCUCAAAGUCUGCAAGUCUGUGAGUGCUUUUAUUAACUUUUCCACCUCGGUCAAGUGUUGGAGGUGUUUCUCUUGUUGCGGCCUUUUCUGGCACGUUCCCGUUUUUUUAUUUGAACAUUGACGACACUGAGAAAAACAUUUAAUACGUUACGAUGCAAUGAACAGCAUGCACGUACAACAAGAUGAAGCAGGUUUGGAUAAAUCAAUAUCAAGAAGUUAGUGCACCACAGCUUACUGCUGUUGGCUAAUGAGUAGGACAGUUUUCCGUUGGCCUUUGGAACCUAAUUUGGCAGAAAAAAAACAAACACACACAAUGUUACUCGUUUUAUUGCAAGUUUUCAUCACUCUGACUUUGUCCACUUGUCACUACAAUCGAAAUCUCUGGAAAAAGCAAGUAAGACGUCCACGGCUUAGAUUAUUUUGUCACACUUUAAGUAAAUUAGGUCUGCAAGGUGGAGCGGUGGCUAGCACCGUUGCCUCGCAGCAAGAAGGUCGCCGGUUCGCGUCCCAGUGAGGAC